CAGCAGGCCAGCCGUGGCACCUUUAUAAGAAGAUCGAACAGCUCCCUCUCCGAUAUCAUCUUCCUACGACCCCAAUUCGUUUUCCACGGGCUCCUGCAGCGCUCCUGUAUGCAGACUGCUUCCCGGCGUCCCAGCUCCCCAACUUCCCUCCGCACGGCCCAAGAGUAUCACAAUGAUCCUUCGAAUACGACAGUGAAAUCAGGCCACGGACCACCCUAGCCCGAACUGGGCCUCGUCAAUCGUUGGGUGACGAUUGACCUGAACGUAAUCAGCCCAGAAUGGCGUCCAAAACAUCCAAACAGCUCCCCCACGAGAAGCGGAGAGGCGAGGCCGCAUUGAGCGAGUUUGCCGAGUACGUCGAGAAGCAGCAGUCGCUGCGAUACCCCAAGGCGACCCCUGCCCCUGCCGGCGCCCCCGCAGAUGACGAGCACCAUGCGGAGCUGGACGACAUCCUCGACGCCCUCGAUCUCUCCGACACGGCCCCUCGCGUACGUCUCCGCGAGCUCCUGCUCUCGAACGAGAGCGAUGCCGACGCCCUCCAGCGUCUGGCCGCCGUCCUGGCCGAACGCAUAGAGGCCGACCACGGCGAGUUUGUGUUUGAGCUCGGACUCGAGGACAGCGGCGACAGCAUGCGCUUGUCGCACACCGAAUGGGACACGGCGUUUGCGAGGCUCGCUCUCGCUGCCAAGACGCUGCGCGCCGAGUGCCAGCUACUGCUCACCAAAGGCGUUGGCGGCCCGCUCGAGGCAGAGUCGAGCGUUGGCAAAGAGGACAAGGAGAAAGGAUGCAGCGGCAAGGUGCUCAUCCGGCAAGCUCCCGCCUCGGUCGAGAAGGUGAUCGAGACGCGCAUCGCCGUCGUCGGAAAUGUCGACGCUGGGAAAAGCUCGAUGCUUGGCGUGCUGGUCAAAGGCGACCUUGACGACGGCAGAGGCAAGGCCCGGGUCAAUCUCUUUCGCCACAAACACGAGAUCGAGACAGGGAGGACCAGCUCUGUUGGUAUGGAGAUUAUGGGAUUCGAUACCAGCGGUCAGGUCGUCACAUCCGACACUCCUGGACGGAAACUGUCAUGGGAGGAAAUCGGCAAGCGAAGUGCCAAAGUCAUCACCUUUAGCGACCUCGCAGGUCACGAAAAGUACCUCAGGACGACAGUCUUUGGGUUAUUGUCCAGCUCGCCCAACUACUGCCUGCUCAUGGUGGCAGCAAACAAUGGGCUGAUUGGGAUGAGCAAAGAGCACCUGGGCCUGGCGCUCGCUCUCAACGUGCCCGUCAUGGUGGUGGUGACUAAAAUCGACAUCUGCCCACCCCAUAUCCUGGCCGAGACCAUCAUGCAGAUCACGCGCAUUCUCAAAAGCCCCGGCGCCCGCAAAGUCCCCAUUUUCAUCAAGAACCGCGAGCAAUGCGUUAGCACGGCGACGCAGUUUGUCAGCCAGCGUAUCUGUCCUGUCUUCCAGGUGUCCAACGUCACGGGCGAGAACCUGGACCUGGUACGCACUUUUCUCAACAUCCUGCCACACCACGGUCGCUAUGACUCGGACGCCCACUUUGAGUUCCACGUCAACGAUACUUUCUCUGUUCCGUUCGUCGGCACGGUUGUUAGUGGCAUCGUCAAAUCGGGCGUCAUUCACGCGGGCGACUCGGUCCUUGUCGGACCCGACUCGCUUGGUAACUUCACUCCGACGGCCAUCAGGUCGAUCGAGAGGAAACGUAUUGGCGUUCCGGCCGCAUCGGCGGGGCAGUCCGCCUCGUUCGCGUUGAAGAAAAUCAAGCGCAAAGAUGUCCGCAAAGGCAUGGUGGUGUUGGCCAAGGUCGAAGGGGAGCCGCCUCCGAAAGUCUACCGCGAGUUUGUUGCUGAAGUCCUGAUUCUUUCGCAUGCGACAACCAUAAAAACAAAAUACCAGGCCAUGCUGCACGUUGGGCCUGUCUCCCAGACAUGUGCCAUCAUUGACGUUGACCGUCCAUUCAUACGAACCGGUGACCGCGCCCUGGUGGCGUUCCGCUUUGUGCAGCGGCCCGAGUACCUCGCUCCCGGCGACAGGUUACUGUUCCGCGAGGGCAGAACCAAAGGCCUGGGAAUAGUCAAACGCGUCGGCUAUGACUAUGACAAGCCUCUGCGACCGCGCGCCGAAGAAGACGAUGCUUCUUCCAUUAUCACUACUGCUACUGAUAUGACAGCUACGACGGCUACUACGGCUACUACGGCUACUACGGCUACUACGGCUACUACUGCUACUACUGCUACUACUGCAGCAACCGAGAAUCUCUGGGAUGGGAAGUCUGCCACAACUCGCGAGUAACGGAGAGGUGCAUGUUAGCGCAUAAAGCGUGGCGUCAUCGGAGUCUUUUCCAUGUCCGUCUUGGUCUCCUUUCGAUAUUGCGCAGAAUCCGUGCGUUUCUCUCUUUUUUCUUUCCUUUACCUUAUGGCGCAUCGCGGCUGGUUCUGCCUUCCUAGCGCGUCUUGCGAUACGAGGUCGCGAGUCUGUCAUACGUAAUGCUCUAUCCUCCUUGUGCUCUUGGUUUUAUCUUGACUCGAUGUCACUGCGUAUCCUUUCGUAUUAUCUUUCAGCUGUACUAUUUUUACUCGAUAUGAACUUCCCAUUUUGAUCUCCUCACUGCUCGUGCUAAGGAGUCCUGUUGCCUCGGCGAACAGGCCGGUGGCUGUCC
Gaeumannomyces tritici R3-111a-1 is the source of this 2661-nucleotide messenger RNA. RefSeq lists its product as hypothetical. Gene Ontology annotation, molecular function: translation elongation factor activity; GTP binding; GTPase activity. The transcript is spliced from 4 exons. The record is from RefSeq and is a predicted model, not a curated record. The coding region runs from base 279 to 2294 and encodes 671 amino acids. Gene Ontology annotation, biological process: translational elongation. NCBI's taxonomy places the organism in Eukaryota, Fungi, Ascomycota, Sordariomycetes, Magnaporthales, Magnaporthaceae.